Molecule: messenger RNA, 1835 nt
Organism: Penaeus monodon (black tiger shrimp)
Lineage: Eukaryota; Metazoa; Arthropoda; Malacostraca; Decapoda; Penaeidae
Product: gamma-aminobutyric acid receptor subunit alpha-1-like
Biological process (GO): nervous system process; regulation of membrane potential; monoatomic ion transmembrane transport
Cellular component (GO): synapse; membrane; neuron projection
Molecular function (GO): transmembrane signaling receptor activity; neurotransmitter receptor activity; extracellular ligand-gated monoatomic ion channel activity
Source: RefSeq, a predicted model, not a curated record
UCCUAUUCCAUGCAGCUCUACCUCCGCCAAGUGUGGUUCGACCCCCGGCUGCGCUUCAACAAGACGGACCUUGGGAAGCGGGAAUUUUCAAUGAACUGGAUGUUCGCCGCUCGCCUGUGGAAACCGGAUACCUUUUUCAUCAACGGGAAAAAUUCCUACGCCCACAAGAUCACCGCGCCCAACACCUUUAUCAGAUUGCAACACGACGGGCAGAUCACGUGGUCGCUAAGAUUAACGGUUCGAGCCAGCUGUAAAAUGCACCUUCGGAAGUUCCCUUUGGACACUCAGCUGUGUCCUCUUAGCUUAGCGUCUUACGGGUAUAACGCCACAGACAUAGUGUACAAGUGGGCGCCCCAACUGGUGACCGUCGACAGCGACGUUAGUAUCGCCCAGUAUGAGUUGGUGAAAAUUACGACCAAUUCAACCAAAGUCACCGUCAGGAGAAAAGAAAAUAGGGAACCAGAGGAGAUCUCAAUUCUCAGCGUGAAAUUCCACCUGAAGAGGCUGACCGGCUUCUUCCUCCUACAAGUAUACGUCCCGUGUAUCCUGAUCGUGUGCUGUUCGUGGGUCGCCUUCUGGAUCACGAAGAAGGACGUUCCAGGACGCGUCUGUCUCGGUGCAACAACAGUGCUUUCACUAACCAAGAUCGGUUUCGGAGGCAAGACGUCCAUGCCCAAAGUAUCGUACCCGACGUCCUUAGAUUACUUCGUGAUCCUGUGCUUUACUUUCGUCUUCGGGGCCAUCGUGGAGUACACCAUGAUGCACUUCCUCGAGAGGUCGACUAACAAGCGUCGCAAGGCCAUGGAGCAGCACCAGAAGGAGGUUGAGGAGAGAACUCGAACGUCCGAGGUCCAGGGACAGCAAAGGGCCGCCGAGAAGGACGCCACGAUGAUGGUGACGACGACGGUCAAGGAGGACGGCGUGGACAUCGGCUCGUCGCUGCGGGAGACGCUGAAGGUGCCGCUGACGGUGGUGCCCCUCGGCGUGAGCGCCAUCGACGAGGAGCAGGAGGACGAGGGCGGCGCCAAGCAGGCGGGCUCGCCCACGUCAUCGAGGGCGGGCGACGGGUCGCCACUCGACACCAAGUCCCCGCUGAAGGAGGCGCUGAAGCUGCCGCUGAGCGUGGUGCCGGGGAGCCUGGAGGCCGUGAGGGAGGGCGGCGAGGGAGACAGCGACGGGCUGCGGGCGCGCAACGUGUCGGCGGCCAAGCGGGAGGGCGAGGAUCCCGACAGCGGGGCCGAAGGCGACCGCAGCGUGGUGAGCGCGGAGGCUGACGCGGCGCCGGCGGUGCGCCCGGGCGAGGGCUGGGUGUCAGCCAGCGACAGCUGCAGCGUCAGCAGCAAGAGCAGUCUGUUCCGGCUGCGGAAGGACGCGUCGGCGGCCGCCAAGAAGGAGCGGCUGGACAGCGAGAGCGACCUGACGGUGAUCAAGGUGGACAUCCAGGCGGACGAGGAGGAGGAGGAGCCGCCGCCGCCGCGCCCCUACACCGUGUGGCAGAUCCUGACGUGGAAGCGGAAGCUCAUGGCCGAGAUGUCGCCGGCCAACGUCAUCCCGUCGGAGGAGGACGUCCUCGACCGCUUCUCCGUCAUCGACCUGUACGCCCGCAGGAUUUUCCCGACGGCGUUCUUCAUCCUGUUCACCGUGUACUGGGUCAUGUUCAAUUAUUACAUAACGGACGAGUUCCCCCACGAAACCAAAGAGCCCUCGGACGGCCUCGUGGUCGUGUAGAAAACGGGAAGAGAAGCCGGAACUAAUGCUCACGGCUGAGAAACAAAGAGAGAAAAAAGGAGAAGAAAUGAAAGAAUUCGUUUUGAAAAGAGAGAAAGAGAGAGAGA